Prunus mume (Japanese apricot) is the source of this 1617-nucleotide messenger RNA. RefSeq names its product cytosolic Fe-S cluster assembly factor NBP35-like. Gene Ontology annotation, cellular component: cytosol. NCBI's taxonomy places the organism in Eukaryota, Viridiplantae, Streptophyta, Magnoliopsida, Rosales, Rosaceae. Gene Ontology annotation, biological process: iron-sulfur cluster assembly. Gene Ontology annotation, molecular function: ATP binding; 4 iron, 4 sulfur cluster binding; ATP-dependent FeS chaperone activity. The record is from RefSeq and is a predicted model, not a curated record.
GCUUAUGAACUGCAUCGCUCUCUCGCUCCCUCUCGCUUUCUCUUGCUCACCGUCUCUCUGUCCUCUUCGCGCUCUCUCUCUCUUGCUUUCAACUUGGUCGCUCUUUCUCAGCUCUGGUUGGAACUCCAAUUUCUACUGUUGAUAUAGCAGAGAAGGGGCUGAAGGUAUCCGUUAAGGCAUUUACAGUAAAGCCAAGCCAAUACUUAAAAGGAAAAGCGAAAGCCCCAAUCAUCAUGGAGAAUGGUGAAAUUCCCGAAAACGCCAAUGAACAUUGUCCAGGUCCUCAGUCCGAUUCUGCUGGAAAAUCUGAUGCAUGCGAAGGAUGCCCAAAUCAACAAAUUUGUGCUACUGCUCCAAAGGGGCCUGACCCAGACGUGGUUGCUAUUGCAGAAAGGAUGGCCACUGUAAAGCAUAAGAUACUGGUUUUAUCAGGAAAAGGUGGAGUUGGCAAAAGCACAUUCUCUGCCCAACUUGCAUUUGCACUAGCUGCUAUGGACUUCCAGGUGGGUCUUCUUGACAUUGACAUUUGUGGUCCGAGCAUCCCGAAGAUGCUUGGCCUAGAAGGCCAAGAAAUCCACCAGAGCAACCUUGGCUGGUCUCCUGUCUAUGUUGAGUCCAACCUUGGGGUCAUGUCAAUUGGGUUCAUGCUUCCAGAACCUGAUGAAGCUGUUAUAUGGAGGGGACCGCGCAAAAAUGCGCUCAUUAAGCAAUUCUUGAAGGAUGUUUAUUGGGGUGAGCUUGAUUUUCUAGUAGUUGAUGCUCCUCCUGGGACCUCAGAUGAGCACAUUUCAAUUGUUCAAUACCUCGAUGCUGGUUCAAUAGAUGGUGCAAUCAUAGUCACCACUCCACAACAGGUCUCCCUGAUUGAUGUUCGGAAAGAAGUAAGUUUCUGCAAGAAAGUUGGGGUUCAGGUCCUUGGGAUUGUUGAGAACAUGAGUGGCUUGUGCCAGCCAGUGAUGGAUUUCAAAUUUUUGAGGAUGACAGAGACCGGUGAGCAAAUAGACGUCACAGAAUGGGCAAGGGAGCAUCUGAAAGAGAGAGCACCAGAAUUUUUAAACAUAAUAGCUUGCACUGAAGUGUUUGAUAGUAGCGGUGGUGGAGCCGAAAGAAUGUGCAGGGAAAUGGGGGUGCCCUUUCUGGGGAAGGUACCAUUGGACCCCCAGCUUUGCAAGGCAGCUGAAGAAGGUAGAUCUUGUUUUGUUGAUCAGAAGUGCGGGGUGAGUGCACCUGCACUGAAGAAAAUCAUAGAUAAAAUGAUGGAAAAUCAGGGAUUAUCUAGAAUGUUGGUAGACAACAAUGCAUAGGUGAUUGGCUUCACCAAGUGAUCUUCGUAGAUCAAGAUUUUAUUCGAGUUUUACCUCAACACUUUAAUGGUUGUGUACAAUAUUUUUUUUUUGGCAUGUGAAUUGUCCUUUUGUUAUAUGGAAUUUAUAGAACAAUUUUAUUUAUUUUCUUUUUAAUUCCUUUUUUAUAAUAUCACAAUUUUCUUGACCAUGAAUCCUCGUAAAUGUAUUAUUUGUAGGGUGGAUUUGGAUUUGGACUCCCAAAUCCAAAUUCAACUGUUUAGGUAUGUAUUAAUUGCACGGAUUUGUAUUUGGGCUAAAUCCUGAGAGGAUU